Molecule: messenger RNA, 7554 nt
Organism: Leptopilina heterotoma
Lineage: Eukaryota; Metazoa; Arthropoda; Insecta; Hymenoptera; Figitidae
Gene: RhoGAP100F
Product: rho GTPase-activating protein 100F
Exons: 24
Coding region: 1368-5534 (1388 amino acids)
Biological process (GO): signal transduction
Molecular function (GO): protein binding
Source: RefSeq, a predicted model, not a curated record
AAAUUAUACGGUUAUUUUUUUAUAUGCAUUAUUAAUCGUUUGUACAUAAUAAUUAAGAAAAUAAUAAAAACGAAUUUACUUCGAAUUUUUAGGUUGAGUGGAUGAAAUUUUUUUUUCGAUUUCUUGAAGGAAGGAAGGAAGAGAAGAGUAAUUAAGUUGAAAUUAAAAAUUUUGGAGAAAAAUAUAAAGUUUAUUUUUUCGAAAAGAAAAAAGUGUGCAGGAAAAUGUGACGAUUUUUUUUUGAAAGAGGCAAUAAAAGUAGAAGCUUCUUAACGUAGGCAUGUGCACCCCUUUUGGUAUGAGAGUAUGAUUGGACGUUAUUUGAAUGAACGUCGGACGACAUUCACGGAUUUUUUUCCCCGCCGCCAACCGUCUCAACACACCGUCAGCGUCACCGCCCCUCUUUUCAGUCACUUCCAUAUAAGCAGCCGCGUGUCAAGGGAGGUUGACACGCCGUACGAAGCCUUCAACUAGACGUAUUUGACCAUGAUGCGUGUGUGUGACAGUUUACAGCUAUGCGUGUUGGCAAGAAACGAGAUGAGCGAUAAUGCACUCUCUCUGUCUCUCUUUUGCUCUUACUACGAAAUACUACGCUCUGUGAUACGAAGUAAUUAAGCACUACACCCCUUCAGGUGUACAGAAGCGCAGAAAUUGCUCCAAAUUGUCUCCUCUGUUGGAUCUCUGAGUUGUAAUUUAAAAAUUAUUUUCAAUUGAUGAAGUAUUUUCUUAAAAACUGAAGAUUUCAAGAUUCUUUUCAUUGAAAAUUAUUCUAUUACGUCACGAUCUUCGAAGUGUAAGAGAAUAAUAAAUACGGAAAUUAAAUGUUCCAAAUUUGGAAGAUUAUAAAAUUGAAGAAAAUUGGAAUUCGGUUUUCAACUCCUUACCGAAUAAAUUAUUUACGAUAUUUGGUAAUUGCCGUGGAUGGAGGGGAACUGGCAAAGAGUGGAAUAAGGACAAUUGUAUCGAUAUAAACUGAUUGAGAGAUAAUUUAGACGAUAUGGGAGAGAGCAAAGCUUGAGUCGAAUGGAUGUUUAGAUCAGAAACAGAAUGACCAUUAAUGACGAUCACGAGAGGAACGGCAUGGCAGUCAGUUGUGGACCUCAGGGCAUCGUUCGCUUUUGACCAUAAUUCACCCGUGAAAUUCAUCGUUUUCGAUUCAACGAUCACCUAUAAUUGCUCUUAUCUACUGAACAAUUUACAUUAUAUACUGGUCAUCGACAGAAUUCAAACCUUCUACCAUUCAAUGCAAGAAGAGAAGGUGAUUCGGAGAAUGAAGGUGAUGGUUGAAAAAUGGACGAGCAAGGACCGAUCGGCCCAUCAAAUAAGAGAUGAUUUUUAGAAGGAAGAGGGCAUGACGCACCGAACUCAUGCAGUGGCGAAAACACGUGCGCAUCAAGUACGGUGGUCGAGUCGGUGUCGGUCAAGGGCAGCGGGAUCGGGAGCAAGUGCAGCUGCAGGUGCGCGUGUUGCAGCUGCAGCGGGACAGGGGCGCGCGACUCAGCUACGUCUGUCAUCAGCCUCAACUCUCAUCAACGGCUCGCCGCAGCAGCAGCGUUUCAGCCAUGCUCUGCUGCGGCCGCAGAAAAGAGGGGCGUGGGGAAGUGACAGACAUAAGUGCAAGUCCUGGGAGGCAGGCAUCUGCCAACCAGUUGCGCCCCAAGGAACCACCUCCUAUGGUCAUCCAAGGGGAUUUCAGAAAGGUGAGUGGGAUCAGUACAGAGAUUUUCAAGCAAAUUCAAACGGUGGAAAAUGACCAUGACGCUUCGACUGCUGCUGCUUUCGAGGCUGUUGAGAGACGAGGUCAGAUGGUUGUACGCACCAUCGAACCACGACAGAUGGGAAGACAGGCACAAGAAGCUGCAAAGAAAUUCGUCUCAGUGCAGGAUCCAAAAUAUCCCAUCCAUUUCGUGGAGAUAAUCAAGAGUCCGGGACAGACGUUGGGACUUUAUAUAAGAGAAGGAAAUGGAGUAGACAGGAACGAUGGCGUUUUUAUAUCUAGGAUAGCACUGGAAUCGGCCGUCUAUAACAGUGGUUGUCUCAAGGUUGGGGAUGAAAUUUUGGCAGUGAAUUUGGUCGACGUGACGCAUAUGAGUCUAGAUGAUGUUGUCAUUGUGAUGUCCAUUCCUACGAGACUCAUUUUAGCCACGAGGCGUGGUCCUCAUCAGCUCAUCUCGCAUAAUCUGCACAGUGAACACAAAACAACACCUGUCGUUGUCAUUAAACGAGACAUUAACGAAGAUGAAAACGAUCAUUCAACCAGCAAUCAUAUACGUGACAGCAGUCGAAGGAGAGGAGACGGACGUGAGAUGUUACCAUCGAGAUCAAGAUUGGGUCUCACUGGACUCGGAUCGACUCAAGAUUUAGGAUCGAGCAAUGGCGAUCUCUAUUACAAUUCUCGACCCGAAGGUCACUGGUCCUAUCAACCACCACCGCCACCUGUUAUCACCCAUCAACCGAAACCAUCAGCCACCCAACAUUUUCAACCAUACGAACGCGGAUAUCCAAAAACAUUGGAAAGUCUCGCUGAAAAAGAUUUCACGAAGGUUCACUCGUUUUACGCGAAUCCUGUGAUGUCAUCGAAUGGUCCACGUCGUAUGUCCACUGGAACUGGAAUGCAGUCAGUAGGUAGAAUUUCAAGCCAAACUCCAGCCUCGCAUUAUGGAUACUCUCAGCAUACUGGGGGCAGUAGAAUUAUGCCAAGAAGUGGUUCUGACCAACAUUUACCCCGAGUUGAUUAUACUAGCAUUACCACACCAGCACGCCAUACGCUUUUGCGGUCUAGUCUCAAGACAGGAUCGUCGGCGAUGCGCUACAACACGAGAUAUGGCCAAAGUGAUACAACUUCAUCGACACGGGGUCAGGGUCAAUUUGGUACUUUGACGAGAAGACAUCGACCGUCGUUGGAUUAUGCGUCUGACACCGAGGCCACAUGUUCCAGUUCACCUCGAUCAGCCUACUAUUACUACAGGCAUAAUCUGAAUAAUCCAUCUCAGAGUAGUGCCGUCUCACAUUUGGCGACAUUAUCGAGGUCGCAGAUUGGCCAGGGCUCCACUGGUUUAAGAACAAACUCUUUGCCUCGUAGCGGCAGAACGUUGCCGCAGCAACCAGGCCUUAGAACUGGUCUUAGCACUGUUACGUCAGGUCUUAUUGACCAGGAAGAUAGUGAUGGGGCAUUGUCCGCUCCCGAGUUUCCAUCAAUUAGACGAGAUAGAGGAAGGAUACCUUCGUCGCCAAGUGUUUUCACGUCAGAUGAAUAUCGAGCAUGGUUGAGUCGAACGCCAAGUACCAGCGCAUUGUACGAACAAAUCCGAGCGACGACAAACAGGCCACCGAGAUACACAUACAGUGCUGAAAAUAUUCACGCGGCAGCUAAUCAGGCUGAAUAUGGAGGAUAUGGCAGCUACAGACCAAUGUCGAGUACUCUAGACAGAUUAUCAACGAGGUCAGCAUCGGCGCAACAAGUGAAUCUCGCAAAUUUAAGGGCUUCAACUGCUAUCAGUUCCACUUCUCAUCGAACCGCGAGCAAUCCAAGGCCGUCUUCUGUUGCUUCCAACGUUCGAUCGUCAUUGAGUCAAAAGCCGUCUUUGAGCAGUACUGUCAGUCAGCGAGCAACAUCAGUGCGAAGGAUCAGAAAUCUCCUGGACCUCGAGUCAACUAGAAGCAUACCGACUCCCACACCAGCCAGAGCUCAGGAUCAAAGACUGCUGGACAUUAAUCCUGCAGAGUUCCUCAAGUAUAAAAUAGAGAAGCCACCGACGGUGGGCACUCCAAGUUCGACAAGCUCCCUCUUGAGCUCCCUUGGAGACACUAGUGGCGAUCUUUCCAGUGGAGUGAAUGGGUUGCUCUGGGUCCACCUGCUGGCAGGUCGUGGUCUUCGAUCGACAACUUCAUCUUCUGCGGCGACAACACCUUCUACUCCAUCAGGUCAGCCAAGUUUAGGCACUUGUGCACUUAGAGAUUUGUACUGCGUUCUCGAGUGCGAUAGAGUUCAUAAAGCAAGAACAGUCGUGCGUACUGGUGAUUUAAUGUUCGAUUGGGACGAAACUUUUGAAUUGGAUUUGGUGGGAAAUCGACAAUUGGAUUUACUCGUCUAUUCAUGGGAUCCGCAGCAUAGGCACAAACUUUGUUACAAAGGAUCCGUACAUCUAGUUAGCCUACUCAAAGAAUCUCCAUUGCAUCAAUUGGCACUGAAAGUCGAGCCACGUGGAACGAUUUAUCUUAGAUUAAGGUACACUGAUGCACACCAAACAUUUAGACGACGAGGGUUGCCCGUUAUAUCAUUAGCUACUAGAGUUGCGCCACUAUUUGGAGUUGAUCUGGACACUGUGGUUACACGAGAGUGCAAGACUGGAGGUGUACCAGGAGGAGUUUCCACUGCCUUGGCAAUGAGCUCAUCUCCCAACAUUCCCAUCAUCGUUUGGCGCUGUGUCGAGGAAGUUGAAAGAAGAGGACUUGAUAUUAUCGGCUUGUACAGACUGUGCGGAUCGGCAUCGAAGAAAAGAAUACUUAGAGAGGCAUUUGAACGAAAUGCCAGAUCGGUUGACUUAUCGCCGGAUAAUGUUCCUGACAUCAAUGUCAUCACAGGUGUUCUCAAAGAUUAUUUAAGAGAAUUGCCGGAGCCCCUAUUCACGAAGUGCCUCUACCAAAUGAUGGUGGACGCGCUCGCAGUCUGCCUGCCCGAUGAUCCACAGGGUAAUGCAAAACUCAUGUUCAGCAUCCUCGACUGUCUCCCAAAAGUGAAUAGGUGUACAUUAAUUUAUUUAUUGGAUCACUUGGCCCUGGUACUGUCGCAAUGUAACAAGAUGUCACCGGCAAGUUUAGCAGUUUGCUUUGGUCCAGUUUUAAUGUUGCACUCGGAAGAAACUGGACCGCAAUUAGACUUCCAGCAGCCCAUUGCUGUGCUUAAAUACCUUCUUGAAAUUUGGCCCGUCAAGUCAGUUCGGAAGAUUUCUUCAGUCGCUUCAACACUUCCUCGAGUUACGCAAGCAGUCGAGCACAACAACACCAGCAAUCCGUCAAUGCCAUCGCAGUUGCACUCGCAGGUUCCAGUUCACUUGCAGCAUCAUCCGGUGCAGGGAACCUUGGGGCGAACCGCGCAGCCUUGGCAGCCGCCACCCUCACUUCAUCAACAGCCCCCCAUUACAACCCACGUAGCCCCCGCAGCCUCCAUUCGUCCUCCACCACCGGUCAAGCCACGACAGGUGAUAGUCUCAUCUCCCGGUUCCCCUAGCAGUGAGGACUCGACCUUCCAGGAAUCAAUUAAAGUUAAUCUCAACAAUGGCCACAAAAAUGGUCACACGAACAGUCUCAAUAGUCACAAUAAUGGACACACCAAUAACAAUAGCAACAAUAAUAAUAACAACAAGGAUCGAGGAAACCUGGGUUUCGCGAGGAACGAGAAUCCGGAACAAAUAACGCCAACCAGCAGUGUUGACACCGAGGAAGGAAAUCCAUCUCAUCCAGAAGAGGGAGAACGCGGCGUUGAAGGUGAUGCUGAGGCAAGUGAUGAAGAUCAUCUCUCCAAGCUUCAUUAAAUGAUGAAAUUUGAUGACGUACUUUUUGUUGUCUAAUUUUUUUCUUUUUUUUACAACGCCAGUGUCCAAUGGGACCAGGACUAUAUAAAUAGGAUUUCAGAACUCGGUGGAACCGAGAGAAUAGUCUAUGGAAAUGAGGCCUAGUUAGAACGAAAAUUGAAAAGACUCGAAUAGAAACUUUACCGUAACAUUUCUUUUAAAAGAAAACUUUUACUGGGACUCUUUUCAUGAUGAAAAACACAGCGCAAGAAUACAGAAUGAAAAAAUUAAGGACAAAAAUAACUCUCGGUAUGAAAAAAAAAAUACUUUUUCUACUCUAUUUUCUUUUUUAAUAUUUACUCUUUUCAAUAACCAAAGAUCUCGCCAUAAAAAGUUCACAACUUCAAGUUGUUCUUUUUUACGCAAAAGAAAAAUUGAACAACCUUUUAUAUUAAUAAUUUUUCUAACUUUCUUACUCGAUAAAAAAAAAAUGACUCUAUACGUAACUGAAAAAACCUUCCACAUAUUAUACAAUUUUCACUUUCUAUAUACGUGAUGUUAAAUCCCAUUUUUCUUAUAAAUCUCAUUUCGUAUUAUUUUUUUUUACAUAUACGUACAAUAUUUCAUGAAUUCAUUAAAGAGAUUACAGGGAAUAACAAUUAUAAUCUCUCAAUUGAAUUAGAACUGAUAAAAUUAUGAAUAAAAUUAUAAACAAUUUUUGCGACAUUCUAUCGUGAUAUAGAAAUAAUUUCUAUAACAAUGAAGAUAAGAAAUAAACAAAAACAAUACAUUACCAAAGACUAAAUUGAAAAAAGAGGAACACAAAAUAACUCGGUUUAUAUGCAAUAUAUAUAUAUUAUUCUACACGUAUUCUGUAUACAUAUUACUAUGUAUAUAGAAUAUUUUACGAUAUACAUGUGCUUUUGAUAAAGACUAUUACAUUGUAGCUUUAGCCAACACGUACACUAAAAAAAAAAAAAUACAGCAACAAAUAAAAAAACAAACGAGAUACAACUAAUUGAUACUGACGAUAAUGAAUAGCUAUAUUAUACAAAAAUAAAAACUAUACAAAAUAUAUAUAAAAAUUAAUUAUAUAUAUAAAACUAAUUAUAUAUAUAAAAACUAAUUAUAUAUAUAUAUAGAAAACUAAUUAUAUAUAUAAAAAAAUAUAUAUAUAUUAUACAUAUAUACAUACAGGCAUACGUACGAUUUGUACAUAUAUAAUUGUACACGACGAAUAAAAGAAGAAUAUGUGAAUCUACUGUAUAUGUCUGACAAUAGAAAAAGUUGAAAAAGAAACCUUAAAACUCACCCAAAAACGAUAAUAAUUAAUUAACAAACACAAAAAAAAAGAAAGAAAAAAAGGAAAAGAGUUUAAAAACUAUAAAAUCCAGUAAUAGCCAGUAUUAUUAUACUAACGUCUAGUUGUCUAAAGAAUAAUAUUAGAACAGACUGCUUUUACGUUAAAUCGUAAAAGAAAAUGAAAUAAAAGAAAUAAAUAAAAAUUGACUGCAAGGGGGUAACGUGCACGAAUGGCUAAAACACGAAAACCGCCCCUUUUAAUCACAAUCUGUAACAUAAUUACCCCAUAAAUAACUAAUUUCGCACAGUUAGUCUUAUUGAACAAGUGGAUCGUUGCAUUAAUAUUAUUAUAUCAAUAGAGAUGAUCGAAAAUUAUUGUAUAGUGUGUGGUAUUGUAAUAAGUACUUAAAAAGAGUUAUACCUUCUUGUCUCCCCCUCGUACGACUAUCUUGAACUCGUUAAAAGAAUAAUAGUCAGUUAUUAUGAACUUAUAGAUUUUUAUCUUAUUCAUACGUUUACUUCCAUUCUUUUAUUUGGUUUAAUUCGUAUCAUUAAAUUUAUUUCCAAUUGUAAUUAAAUAAUUAAUUUAUUACUCAUUUCAAUAUAAUCUUUUACUUAUAUCUUUAGCUCUGAGUUUUUUGGAGUUUUAUUUAUUUAUAGUAAAGGAGACAAUUAUUUAUUGUUUAUAUUUAUUGCUUCUUGAAUUUUUAGAAACUUUUUUAGUUUCUCAAAUUGAAAU